Messenger RNA from Oikopleura dioica, 1098 nucleotides. The record is from the annotation of a GenBank genome assembly. NCBI's taxonomy places the organism in Eukaryota, Metazoa, Chordata, Appendicularia, Copelata, Oikopleuridae.
AUGGAACUUGUUCAAAAUGAAUUUUUCGUGGAGGAGAAAUUUCCAGUCAAACCAAAGAGGGCACAAAUUGAGACGCUGACCGCAAGGGCGGCAAAGUUUUCAUACUUUUCCAUUCCCGAGCUUCGAUACCUUCUGCAAACGGAAGACUUCAAUGCAGAAGAAACUACAGUUACAGACGAAGAAUACUGCGUCGUCCAACCCUUGUUGAAAAAUAUCUCUGGACGCAUUUCAGUUUGCUACAAUCAAGAGCUCGGCGGCUUUGUUAUUAUUUUCCAAGUGUUCGAUGAACUUUGGAUAUCUUUUAGAGGAACAAACAGUCGCGAUUUCGCUGACGGGGUGAAGGAUAUCCAAACAGACUUGAAAGUUAGCCAAGUUCAACCCCAUUUCUUUCCCAAGGUCAAUGUUCACCGCGGCUUUGCGGAGAGCUACGCCACCCUCAGGGAUUAUGUUUGGUACGAAGUUGAAAACACGACGAAAAUCAAUGCUGAAUCGCGAAGAAUGACGAGAAUUAGAAUUCUAGGGCACAGUCUCGGAGGUGCUUUGGCGACAAUUUGCGCAGCUGAUAUUCGUUUCAAUGCUUAUCAAAAAUCAGCGAAUCAUUACAAACCUUCGAUAAAUGGUUCCAUUAUUAAAGUAUCCUGCAGAACCUUCGGGUCUCCUGCUGUUGGUGACGCCGAAUUUGCGAAUUUCUUCAACAACGAAGUCAAAGAUUCCAUCCGCUACGCCAUCAAAUUCGACCCUGUUACACUUUGCCUCUCUCCACUGAAAGAAUACUCCCAUGUGGCUCACUACUUAGAAAUGGGAGACAUCAUUGGAAAGCACAAAAUUGAGUACUACGUUGCCCAGCUGGAAGAAUGGCAUAAAACGCGAAAAGUCAGCGAAAUCAGCAUAGAAGAGGAGCAUUUACUGAUGGCGGAUACUCAGCACGAUGAUAAUAGUGGCCCUCCAAAGAUCAUUAUAGCCAUUAUGAUUGGCAUCUCUCUCUUCUUGUGGUCAAGAGUAUUUUCAAGAUACAAAAGACCUGGAUUCAACAUUUACCGUUUCAUUCCCGAAAAGUGGCAGUACUUUAUUCCUCCGUUCUUUAAUCAAGAGUAUUGA